AUGGGCUCACUAGGAGUUGGCCACAUAUUCCAAGUAGUCCAGAACCCCACCCUUCGUCUACCAUUCAGUGAUCUCGCCUUUCUUUCGUGCUUGCCAGAACGCUAUCUUCCCGAGUUGGUACGAGAGAACAUCAGUCGCGUUAAAUGGGAUGAAUACCGGAGGGAAGACGAUGAUACGCUGGAAGAUGACAUUUCUGCGUCCAUACCAACGUGGAGGAAGGCCUUCAAGCUUCUGAAGAUUCUUCUACCACAUGUCGGGUUAAAUAUUCUCUUGUUGUCUUAUAUCGCCAUGGGAGCAAUGAUGUUUAUCUGGCUUGAGGCGGAUCACGAACUGCAGAACCGGAAGGUGAACAACACACAAUAUUUUCCUCUUAUCAACUACUAUAUUUUCAACAUUAGGAGGGAUAGGAUCAGUGAGUGGGCAUAG
Molecule: messenger RNA, 426 nt
Organism: Cooperia oncophora
Lineage: Eukaryota; Metazoa; Nematoda; Chromadorea; Rhabditida; Trichostrongylidae
Source: the annotation of a GenBank genome assembly